This is a messenger RNA of Cercopithifilaria johnstoni, 528 nucleotides long. The record is from the annotation of a GenBank genome assembly. NCBI's taxonomy places the organism in Eukaryota, Metazoa, Nematoda, Chromadorea, Rhabditida, Onchocercidae.
AUGUGUAGCAGAUUUCCGACAUAUUGUGGCCAUAAUCUUUGCUGCUGUACUUCUAACUCUUGUUAUAAUCAACUGCGUAAUCAUUUCCUUCGAAUCACAUCUCAGUUAAGAAAAGCUAUAUCUUGUGACAUAUAUCGCCAACAGUGGAUAGGAAAUAGUCAUUUGAAACGUUUGAAUAAAUCAUCUUAUCCGACAUCUGAGGAAAUGUAUCGACGUACCGAUUGUACCGCAUGUAUUUCAAGGGUUGAUGAGGAAGGUGUGGAAAUGAGCUGUACUGAAGAAAAUGUUGAUAUUGCAUGUCGUGGUAUGGAUCUGCGUGUUGGUGGUUUUGUUUUGUGCAAUGGAUACGGUGAUUGCUGCUGUCAGGGAGAUGGCUGUCCAGAAGCAUUGCGGAAUUUCUAUUCAGGAAGUCAGAAAUUGUUAGGAACACCGCAAACAAAUAAAAGACUAAACAGUGCUCAUUAUUUCAAUCCCAAUGCAUUAAUUAUUAUCACUUUCGUAUUUAUUACUAUUCUUUUAUUACUAUGA